GCUGGGAGUCAGUGUGGAGGAGCAGGAGCUGGCAGCAACGGAGUUCAGCGGCUCCCGCGUUCGUCCGACACUUAGCUAGGGCUGCUCCCCAAGCAGUGGUGGUGAUGAUGGCGGCGGCUGUAGAGAGAGGGGGCGUCCGUGCCGCUUUCCUGAACCCGAGUAGCGGUGGCGGUGGUGGACCAGCGCCGACGAGCCUCCCGACCGGAGCGUUGGCCGGGGCUGUGGUCCUAGGCUCGGGCUCCGGCAGCAUGCCUGUGCCCAUGAACCUUUUUGCGACCUGGGAGAUAGACCGAUCAUCUCCAAGCUGCGUCCCGAGGCUCUGCACCCUCACACUGAAAAAGCUGGUCGUCCUCAAAGAACUGGAUAAAGAGCUGAACUCUCUGUCCAUAGCUGUCAAAAUACAGGGUUCUAAGCGUCUUCUGAGAUCAAAUGAGUAUGUCCUCCCACCCAGUGGACUGAUGGAGACAGAUCUGGAGCUCACAUUCUCACUGCAGUACCCCCAUUUUCUGAAGCGGGAUGCCAAUAGGCUGCAGAUUAUGCUGCAGAGGAGGAAACGUUACAAGAACCGAACCAUCCUGGGCUACAAGACUUUGGCUGUGGGAGUUAUCAAUAUGGCAGAGGUGAUGCAACACCCAACAGACGGAGGACAGAUUCUGGGUCUCCAUAGCAACGUAAAGGAGGCGCCAGUGCGUGUGGCGGAGAUCAGCGUGUACUCUCUUUCCAGCCAGCCCAUCGACCACGAGGAUGGUAGCGGCCAGGCUGGCCGCAAGACCAAAACCUCAGACCGCUCCCCAGAUAUGGAUAACUAUUCUGAGGACGAUGACGACAGCUAUUCGUCAGAGCAAGAAGCCAGUGAUGACGCAGUUCACGGCCAGGAUCUUUACGAUGAAGACGACGAGGUCAGGAAGCCCAAGAAGGCCCGCAGGAAAAUGAUCCGAACCACUUCCAUGACUAGGCAACCUAACUUUAAGCAGAAAUUUGUGGCCUUGCUGAAGAGGUUCAAGGUGACCGAUGAGGUCCUGGACUCUGACCCAGUAGACCAGACACAGGAGGUUGAGGAGGAUCUGGACUUACUCUAUGACAGUCUAGAGGUGUAUAAUCAGAGUGACAGUGGGCCAGAGGUGGAGGACAAUGAGAGUGUCCUGAGCACUCCUAAGCCCAAACUCAAGCCGUUUUUUGAAGGGAUGUCUCACUCCAGCUCGCAGACAGAAAUUGGAAGCAUCCACAGCCAAAAAAGUCAGCAGAGAGAGAUGUCAUGCCCUAGUGGAGACUUUCUCACUGUGGACAGAUGUAAAGUACAAGGGGGGCGAUAUCAGGAUGACAGCGUCACAGACACAACCAUUGGGGAGCCAGAGACUGAUGACAGCGGGCCAGGGCCUGGGGAGGUGAGCAGCUGGGAUGUUAACAUUGAACGGGUGCCCUGCUCCGUUGGCAAGCUCUGCAAGACUGAGUCCCAAAACCACAUGUCUCCCAGUAAAGUGGAAAACAAGCUGCAGAGACGACCUCGCAGCACCUCCAUGAAAGACAGGCAGAAUUCCAAGGCCCAAAGCGACAGGACCAGCAGCAUGGAGUCUGAGUGCUCCCCAGACUCAAGACUCAUAGCCCAGGUUCCGAGGAAGUCCGUCUAUGACCAACUAAACCAGAUUCUCAUCUCUGACGAACGCUUACCAGAGAGCAUCAUUCUCAUCAACACUACAGAGUGGCAAGGACAGUAUGUAGCCGAGUUGCUCCAUGAACAGGGCCAGCCCAUUGUGUCAACCUGCUCUGCUGCAGAUGUUCAGGCUGCCUUCAACACCAUCGUUACUCGCAUCCAGAGAUUCUGUAACUGUAAUGCACAGACACCACCGACGAUGAAGGUGGCGGUGGCAGGCGACCAGAGUUACCUCAGCACCAUCCUGAGGUUUUUUGUGGAGCAGCUAGCCAACAAGACCCCUGACUGGCUGAGUUACAUACGCUUCCUGGUGAUCCCCAUUGGCUCUCAUCCCCUGGCAAAGCACGUGGCUUCUUUUGACAGCCGGUUCAACAGCAUCUUUAUGGACACUGCGUGGAGAGAGCUGUUCUGCAGGACAGAACGGCCCGCCUCAGAUAACAUAGAUGUAGCGGGACGAAUCAUUCAGUAUCUGGCCGGUGCCAACGUGUCCCAUCAGUUUCCCAUCUCAGAAGCCAUGCUCACCUACAAGCAGAAGAGGAAAAGAAGUUUGUAUUUUGAUUUUUACAUCAGCCCUGAUGAGGACUCCUGUCAGAAAUUUGUGCCAUUUAUUGGGGUAGUGAAAGUUGGGAUUGUGGAACAAAGCCUCUCAACCUCAGUGGACUCAGAUGAUGCCAUGGGAGGCAACACAAGCAUCUUGUCCUCCCCGACGCCUCCAUCGGCAGGUCCGUAUGGAAAGGAGAUCGGGGGCACGCCCCCACAGUCCCCCUCUGUGUCCACCACCCUGUCUGGAGCUGGCUCUCCAUGUUCGGGCAGUGAGGUGAUGGGGCUGCAAGUGGACUACUGGACAUGGCAAGGCCCAGAGAAGAAGAAAGAGGGCGAGAAGAGAGACAUAGGACUGAAGAACACCCUGAAGAGUAACUUCCGUUCACUACAAGUCAGCCGCCUUCCCUGCGGCGGAGAACUCACUCCUCCACCCAGCAUGGCUAUGACUGUUGUUACUAAGGAGAAGAACAAAAAAGUGAUUUUUCUCAGCAAGAAGCCGAAGGAAAAAGAGCUGGACUCUAAGAGCCAAGUGAUUGAUGGUAUCAGCAGGUUGAUCUGCACAGCCAAGCACCAGCACACGAUGCUGAGAGUAACUAUUGACGGAGUGGAGUGGAAUGACGUCAAGUUUUUCCAGCUCGCUGCCCAGUGGCCAACGCAUGUCAAGCACUUCCCGGUGGGAAUCUUCGGUUACACAAAGCCCGUGUGACCACAACCACCACCAGAAUCUCUCGGCUCUACCCGUCUCAGCGAGAGGCUGCAGAAAAUUCGAAGAAAAACCGACAUCCUCCUCGUUCCUCCCGGCAGUAAUAGUUUUCCUGUGGAAAUCUUACUGACUCACAGACUCACACGUUCAAGACAAAAUUUCAUGUUGAUGUUUUUGAUGUUGUUGGGUGUUGCUGUUGUUUUCUUUUUUUUUCUUUUUUUACACACUACAAAACAGAACAAGUACUAAUUUGUAAUAUUUGCGCUACCGCCUCGGAGGUAUUUUGAGGUUUUUUGACAAUUUGCCACAUUUCGAUAAUGGCAGCUGUGUUUGCACUUUGUUUUUGUUAACAUUUUAUUAUUUCUGUGAAAUCCUACAUUUAUUGUUACUCUAUAGACAAUGGAGGAGUGUGAUGGUGAUGUGCAGUGGCGUGCGUGAGAUUGUUGGAGACCGUGUUUGUGUUUCGUUGUUGAAAGUUGGAAUAUUGCUGUGAAUCUAGAUGGAAUCCUUUUAACUCACUGCUCAGUUUUCUUAUUCGUCCCUUUACUUUCUCAGAAAGGUGAAGCUUUUAUAGGAAGGAACAGAAUGUUCUUUGCCUCGUUGCUUUGAAGCACACUGUAUACCUAAAGCAGGUCAAAAAAAAGAAACCCAAGUCGAGCAAUGUAUUUGAAGGUAGCUAUAAUGAAUGUAGCUAUGACACAUUUGUUACAUGUAAGCAGAAUAUCAGAUCAGUUCAUUAUUAUUAAUGCAGAUGUUUUCCCUUUGCUGUUGGUGUACAUGCAGACUGUACAGUAACAGCCACUUAGAAGCAGGGUAACUACUUAUUUCCCCACAGCUGAAAUGCCAAACUUAGUUGCGAUUGCAUGAGCUGUCGUGCUGUUUUUCAUACUUUCCAUCUUUUCGUAAUUCGACCUUCCAGGUGGAAUUUCAGCAUUUCUGUGGUUAAACGUGGUCGCCCCUGUGUUCAGCUUUACCUGAGCGGACCUGUCACAGACCUGCAGUAACUUAGCAAAAACUAGACCGUGCAGUGAUGUGCCAAAGUCGAGUCCUUUUAUUUUUUUAAACAGUCCAGUCGCAGGAGUAUCUUGGCCAGGCCUAACUUCAUAGUAUGUCAAAGUGAAAACUCAAAUUGUAUAUGUGAUGUGUUUGUGGUCUUUGCGGAGAUCAGUAUUAAGAUUUCUGAGACAAAUUCACCAGUUAGCGCUCCACAUUUAGCCAAAUCUAAACAACAUUUCUAAGCGAUUACCAUUGUGUCCUUUACUGCAGCUUCACUGUGGUUGGAUGUGCACGUUACUGAAAGGGUUCAGUAUUGCAUAAGGCUAUGGAGGGAAUAUUACAAAUGAGUCCGUCUGACUCGGAGGGAGGGAAAAAAAAGGUUUUGACAGCCAAGUACUGACUCGCUUUGGAAAUAUGACUACAAGUGUAUGGAGUCUUGCCUGACGUCCAAGUCACUGCCCCCCGUGUGUCUGUGUAGGUGUGCUCUAUGUUCGAUGGUACUUCCUGAGUAGUGUUACGUGAAACCUUUGCAAUAGGAAACCUUUGGACAAAGGGCCUUCUCUAUGAGGUUGUUGCUUUUUAUAAAGUGAAGACUUAACAAGCUUUGAUAGGCUGGCUUUUUUUUUUUUGUAUUGUAUAUAAACAUGUACAAGAUAUACUAUUGUGAAUCACAAACUCCCCUCCCUCUUCCACUAAAUUGAAAGCACAAAUAGUAUACCUUUAUUUCUUGACAUAAAUGCCAAAUAUAUUUCCAGAACUCAUAACUAUGAAGUACAAUGCAAACACUAUUAGGUAUGUUUUCCUCAUAUACAUUUCCCUGAUGCACUUUCAUAUGGGUUUACACACAUUGUAGCUCAAAUUGGGACAUACUUUGGUUCUCAAGGUAAAGUGUUAGGUGUUACUUUUGAAAUUUAAACCACUACCUGUAGUCAGGAGAAGGCUCUUGAUUUCUUUUUUAACCAUAGGGAUGAUGUGUUACAUUGAUGGCUUUAAGUGCCAUGUUUGGUCUGAAAAACCCAUCAUGGCUCAUUUGUUACGUAACCUUUUUGCCACUAAAUGUUGAGGUCUGUUUUACAGCUUCCACCGCACGUGUCUGCCUGUGACUUGUACAGUCAAGUUAUUCCGUCUCCUGCUUUUUGAAGAGUUCACCCUCUUUCAAGUCAGGAGCGCAAACUGAACCUUAAAUAUUUCAGCAUUAAGUAUUAACAAUGGCAGAGUUAUUUGAGGGGAAUUUGUCAUGCGGGUUAGCUUUUCAUAUACUAAAUAACAAGUGUAUUUCAAUGUAUGUAACCUCAAGACUUUUUUUUUUUUUUUUUUUUUGCCCGAAAUCCAGAGGUAGCAUGGGGGCAUUAAACAAGGCUGGAUCAAUGAGCAGGCAUGCUCACUUUGCCACCGUGAUUUAGCACCGCAAACAUAAAAGAACGCAUCAUCAGCGUUGAUCCUUUUAUUCCUGGUCUAACUAAAGUUACAUCAUGCCAUCUCAUUGCUCCGGUUACUUGAAAUGCCACCCAGUGUCUUUGCACAAACCCUAUUUUAAAUGACAUGACAGUAUUUUUAAAUUUACCACUUAAAAAAAAUCUAAAAAAAAAAAAAUAAUAAAUAUGGGUUACUUCUGCAUGUUUUACUAUAGAUGUAAAUAUGUUUUGGAUUUUUAUAUUGUUUCUUUCCAUGCUCUCACAAGCAGUUGUGUUUAAUAAAAAUUUUUAAUCUUC
Messenger RNA from Pelmatolapia mariae (spotted tilapia), 5605 nucleotides. Its product is annotated as phosphofurin acidic cluster sorting protein 2-like. The transcript has 25 exons. Lineage: Eukaryota; Metazoa; Chordata; Actinopteri; Cichliformes; Cichlidae. The record is from RefSeq and is a predicted model, not a curated record. Gene Ontology annotation, biological process: protein localization to plasma membrane. Gene Ontology annotation, molecular function: transmembrane transporter binding. Bases 105 to 2900 code for a protein of 931 amino acids.